This is a messenger RNA of Zeugodacus cucurbitae (melon fly), 1825 nucleotides long. RefSeq names its product phosphomevalonate kinase. Gene Ontology annotation, molecular function: phosphomevalonate kinase activity. The transcript has a single exon. The record is from RefSeq and is a predicted model, not a curated record. Lineage: Eukaryota; Metazoa; Arthropoda; Insecta; Diptera; Tephritidae. Gene Ontology annotation, biological process: cholesterol biosynthetic process; isopentenyl diphosphate biosynthetic process, mevalonate pathway. Bases 521 to 1075 code for a protein of 184 amino acids. Gene Ontology annotation, cellular component: cytoplasm.
UAUUUUACAUUCUCUGUUGUCACUUUCACCUUCGUAUUUUGUUAUUGUUUUGUGAGUUUGGUUUUAUUAAUGAAAUGAAAACAAUGAUUUAUGUUAUUAAGUGUUCCUCUUUAAUGUAUGAUUCAAAACAUACAUGACACAAUACUUUUGUAUUCUAGACAAUGAGUUCUAAAAUGUCUUAGAGUUUCAGUUUGAUUGUACAAUUGUUACCAGCUACAAAGUCAUUUUUAAAUAAAAAAGAUAUUGUUUGAAUAUGAUACAGAUUAAAAGUCAGAGUUCAGAAUUUUAAAAUUUUAAAUUCUUACAUUGGGAAUAAAAAAGAAGUUAAUACAAAGGAAUGAAAUAUCUAUCUUGAAUAUAUUUGUACAUACUCCAAUGCGCAUAUAUUAAAAAACAAAGCACAUAUGCUUAUUUGUGAAAAGUAAAUAUCGCUUUGACAUACAUAGAUACACUACAGCAACAUAUAUACAUACAUAGAUGAAGCAUUGUAGAAGCAUUUAAGUCCAGCACUUACAGCAAAAUGGAUGGUGUGAAGAAAAUUCUACUUAUUAGUGGAAAAAGAAAGUCGGGAAAAGAUUAUAUUUCGAGCACACUGAAAAAUAUACUUGGUGACCGAUGUCAAAUAGUUCGAAUCUCAGAGCCUAUAAAAACAGAGUGGGCAAAACGCCUUAAUCUCAACUUGGAGGAGUUGCUGAGUGAUGGUCCGUACAAGGAAAAUUAUCGUAAAGAUAUGAUUGAGUGGAGUGAUUCUGUGCGUAUCAAGGACUACGGAUAUUUCUGCCGAUCUGCAAUGUUACAUGUGCACGCUGAAAUUGUAAUUGUUAGCGACAUAAGACGAAAAACAGAUAUUACAUACUUCAAUGAAAAUUAUGGCUCACUUGUUCUUACAAUACGGAUUAAUACAAAAGAUUCAAUACGUGUCGAACGAGGUUGGAUUUUCACAAAAGGUGUCGAUGAUGUGCCUUCCGAGUGCGAUUUAGACGAUUAUAAUCAAUGGAACAUUGUGCUGGAGAACAAUUGUUUUUCGGACGGUGAAUUAUGUAUUAAAAUAUUAGGGGAUAAACUUGCAAUUUAAAGAGAGGCACAUGUUAAUUUAGUUAAGAACUCGAAGAAAAGCUUACAUAAACAUUUCAAAAAUACUUAUGUAUGCAUGUAUAUACAUAUUAUUUGAGCUUUACAUUAAAUAUCCACUGUUAAAGUUUACUUAAUAUUGUAAUAUAAUUUAAUUUAAUUAAUAUUGUAAGCAAAUUUUAGGCUGGAUUAAUAAAACUAUAACAGAAGAAAAUAUAAACUAACAAUUUUUAUACUCUCGCAACAAAUGUUGCUGAAGAGAGUAUUAUAGUUUUGUUCACAUAACGGUUGUUUGUAACACCCAAAACUAAACGAGUUAGAUAUAGGGUUAUAUAUACCAAAGUGAUCAGGGUGAAGAGUGGAGUUCAAAUCCGAAUGUCUGUCUGUCUGUCUGUCCGUCCGUCCGUCUGUGCAAGCUGUAACUUAAGUAAAAAUUAAGAUAUCUUGGUGAAACUUGGUACACUUAUUUCUUGGCACCAUAGGAAGGUUGCUUUCGAAAAUGAGCAAAAUCGGUCCACUGCCACGCCCACAACAUGGCGAAAACGAAAACACAUAAAGUGCCAUAACUAAGCCAUAAAUAAAGCUAUGGAAAUAAAAUUUGGUAUGAAGUAUCGCACUAGGAAGGGGCAUAUUUGGAUGUAAUAUUUUUGGGGAAGUGGGCGUGGCCCCGCCCCCUACUAAGUUUUUUGUACAUAUCUCGCAAACCAAUAGAGCUAUAUAAACCAAACUUUCUGCAGUCGUUUUUUUUAGCCAC